Theileria orientalis strain Shintoku is the source of this 4260-nucleotide messenger RNA. RefSeq lists its product as uncharacterized. The transcript has 5 exons. The coding region runs from base 1 to 4260 and encodes 1419 amino acids. Gene Ontology annotation, biological process: regulation of translational fidelity. The record is from RefSeq and is a predicted model, not a curated record. Gene Ontology annotation, molecular function: double-stranded RNA binding; nucleotidyltransferase activity; tRNA binding. Gene Ontology annotation, cellular component: cytoplasm. NCBI's taxonomy places the organism in Eukaryota, Apicomplexa, Aconoidasida, Piroplasmida, Theileriidae.
AUGAGCGGUUUUGAUGCACUAUUGUCAGCUGACUCCCAGAACAAACCGGGAGAUUCUAAGCUAAUCGAUUGUAUUAAUACUAAAUCAGGAGAAUCUUUUGAAAUUUUACCUCAGUAUAGAUACCAUUUGAUCGAGGAUUCCAAUUAUCGUUCCAGGUGUACUUACAAGUUCGAAAUUGCCUUGAUCGCCCAGAAGGACAAUUUUGUUAAUAACAUACAGAAAGAUUCAUGUGAUGAUACUGUUUUGGUUGAGGAAGGCAACAUAAAUACAGAUGAAAUUUACAUUAAUUCCAUAAAAUUAUCUGAAGAUGAUCUAUGUAAAUUAGGUGGAUUUUAUAAAUCACAAAUAAGUCCCAAAAAAAUCAACUUAGUCUCUCCAGAUGAUUUAAAGUGGGCCGAGUACACUCUUAGCUGUCGAGACUGGAUAAUCUUGGAAGAUAAUUUGCUAUCAAUAGAUAUAGAUCUAAUUCGAUGUGUAAAUACUUUGGCAUUCAGAAUAGGAGUUCGGGUAGAUUCUAGAUUAAACUACCUGGAUCUAAAAAUUAGCUCAAUUUCAUGUGCAAACGAAGUCGAGUUAUUAAAAAAAAUAAACAAUUUAAUAAUAAAGUGUAGAAAUUGCGGAUUGGAACUAGAGUCGAUAUCAAAUUUUUAUCCAUUUUCAUUACCCUCGGAGUUAUAUAGAAACAGCAUAGGUUCAAUAUAUUGCGAGGAGUGUCAGGAUAAUUUAGUAAAGGAUAAAUCUGGCUGUGACGAUUUGCAGGUGUCACGUAAACAUAAUAUAUUGUACAUAUCAGACGAAGCAAUAACAGUAAAUUCCCCGUCGAAAGAGUUGGUUAAAAAUAAAAUACUGCACUAUAAUCGGAAAAAUAAAGAGGAAUCGCUAGGAAUUAACGGUGUAGAAGGUGGGCACAUCAGUUGCUCAAAGUGUAAGAUAGCCAUAGGAUCUAACAAUAGCAGUUCAGUGUCGUAUAUAAAGAGCAGAGUAGCGGCAAUAGCAGAAGGUUAUGACUUGUUCUGGAGGAACUCUGAAUCCGUAGAGAUCAUAGAAAAAAUACAAUUUGAGGAUAGCCUUAAGUUGACACUAAGAUUUAAUUCCGAAAGCAUAAGUAUAAUCAAGGUAACCAGAGAGCCGGAUACCUUUAUAUUCGUGCAAAAUAACCCAGUUCUGACGAGUAGAAUACUGUAUAAAAUUGAAACAACUGGAGCUGAAAACUCUGACAAUCGCAACAAGAGCGUUGAUAAAGACGCCGAAAAAAACGCAAAUUCACACAGAGAGGAAAGGAGGGAGUUUAAAAUGAAGCCCGUAAUACUAGAGAUAUGUCAAGGUUUCGAGUCCUCGAACAGAAUAUAUGAAAGCUACAAGAGGGGGCAUCAAGAUGAAUAUGAGGACGUAAUGAACGGAAAGGUAGAGGGAAGUGUAUUAGGCAGUGACCACGCAUCAAAAUACGAAAGAGAGUACGGGAGCACGGAUGAAAUUUUCCGGAAAAUCAAAAACGUGUUGACAAACCCGGGAGGAUUGGUAGCAAUACCGACGGAGACAGUGUACGGACUCGCCGGAAACAUAUACAUAGAGGAGUCCCUGAGGAGGAUAUUUGAAAUAAAAAACAGGCCCUUCAACGACCCGCUGAUAGUCCACGUGGACUCGUUCACAAGCGCACUCGAGGACCUGUACGACGUAAACGUGUUCGAGGCGUUCCUGAUGCUGUACCUGGCUAAUAGGUUCACGCCAGGACCACUGACGAUUGUGGCAAGAUGUAACAGAGGAGUCUCAGGGCUGCUGACGAAUAACACGGGGUACCUGGCGACGAGGUGCCCAGACAACGAGAUCUGCAGAGCACUGCUGAGGUACCUCAACAUACCGCUGGCAGCGCCGAGCGCAAACAAGUUCGGACACAUAUCGCCGACGUGCGCAGAGCACGUGUACGAAGAGUUCGCACACGAAAAACUACACAUACUGGACGGAGGUCAGUGUAAAAUAGGAAUAGAGUCGACGGUGAUAAAAAUAACAACAAUCGACGAGCCGGAGAUCAUAUGCAUCGAUAACCGCUACACAUUCUCAGGAAUUAAGGAACAAGUGGUAAAAAGAGUAUACAGAGAAUGCAGGAAGGCAGUAGUGGAUAUGUACGGAGAAAGAGAUUCGACGGCAGGCUCGGGAUACACCACGGACUCUGGAUCGAAAAAAGAACACACGUACAUGCACAAAAGGGCCUUAUCACCAGAUGAUUUCAGGGCAGAUGAAGCAGAGGAGCAGUUAGCCUCACCAAGAAGAGCAGUGGUCAGCUGUGUGAACGGAAGAAUAGACCUCUUUGACCUCUUGAAGAAGUACCAGAACGUCAAGUUCAAGGUUGAGAUACUGAGAAAGGGAGCGGUGACCUACGAGCACCUGCGCUACACACUCUCGGGAUUCGAAAACGUAAAAGUGACCGAAUAUGAACGGAGGCCUGAAAAGAAGUCGGAAUCAGAAAAGGCCAGAGAAGAAAAGGUGGUUUCCGAAGUUAUGGCUGAGGAUAGGAUACUUCCAGAGGAUCUGUUGGAAGACACGAUAGUUUCUGACCAUAUUUUGGAGGAUGUGAUAGUCCCUGAAGGUAUGGUUGAAGAUGUAAUAGUGCCGGAACCUGUGUUGGAAGAUAGGAUAGUUUCUGACCAUAUUUUGGAGGAUGUGAUAGUCCCGGAAGUUAUGUUGGAAGAUGUUAUAGCCCCGGAGCGUAUGUUGGAGCAUAGGAUAGCGCCCGAAGGUGUGUUGGACGAAAAGGUGCUUUUUGAAGAUGCGUUGGCAGAUAAGCUGGUGCCAAAAGCGUUGUUGGAGGACAACGUGGAUAUAUUCGAAAACAUAGAAAAGUAUAAGCUCCUGGAGAAGGAGCUCGAGGACCUGAGUAACGGAACCCUGACGGUCUCAGGACUGAGGAACAUAAUAUCGACGCUGAAGAGGCUGAGGGCACAGAAGGCAAUGAGCAGCAUGAGCACGGCAGCAGAUGAGUUCUUAAGCGCCCGCGACUACAACGAAGAGGACUACCUCACCGUCAACGACAUCGACGACAUCAUCAGCGUUGACCAGUUCGACUGCAACGACGACGACUACAUGAGCGUGGACGAAGCCGACAACAGCAUGGUAUGCUUCAUUGACGACCUCAGCGAUGGCCUUCAGAAGGACAACAAAGGCGCUGUUGUCCCUGGCGGUAUUGCUGACACUAUUGCCAACGGAUAUGUGGACUGUAUUUCCGAAGGAACUGUUAACAGUUGUGCCAACAGCAUGUACGGGAGUCCAAAUCCCGUUGCUAGUGCUAUUUCCGACGGCUCCGUUAAUAGUAUCUAUGGUACCCCUAAUGGCAUUCCUGAUAGUUUCGCUAACGCUAUUGUUAACAGGGCAGUGAAUAUGGCCAGCGGUGGAGCUCUUGGUGGAGACAACGGCACUGCCGUUGGCAGUAGUGCCGGCACCGUUGCAAAUGGCGCUACUAACGGCAAGGAUGCCUACCAGGGCACUGAGGGUGACCGCACAGGGGAUCCUGGUGCAACCAGUGCAGAAAACAGCGUCCGCACCAACGCUUCGAGAAUCAACAACAGCUACGUUCGUAGAUUGCUGGACCGCGCGCUCGACAACAAUGACACCGGUAAGGACAAAGAUAUCAUUAUUGAUGAAAUUAGUGGAAAGAACAGUUUUUGUUUUGAUGACCUUGGUAAGGGUGGCGUUGACGGUCAUGAUAAUGAAGACGGUGGCAAACAACAACCUGUUUCAGAUGAAGACGAUCUGAGGUUCGAGGCGCCAGGCAUGGCUCUGACGCACUACGCACCGAACGUGCCGACGUACCUGGUGGUGGUCACCAAGGACAACACCACGCUGAGUGGGAGUAGCGGAGAUGAGGACGGGGAUGACAGGGCCCGCACGGAGGGCCCAGUGGGAGGAGCGGCCAGCGGCGCUAACAAUGGCAGCACGUUGAAGAAGGUAGAUUGCAGCAACAUAGUCAUGAUCGACAUCGGAUACAGGUUCAAGAGGCACUCGGGCGCCUUCAGGGAGUACCUGCCGGUGAAUAACGAGCCCACCUCGGUGGCGAAGCAGCUGUACUCGGUCCUGAGGAGGGCGGAGUCGGCGGCUCAGCACGGCGCGGGCGGCCCCUCCGACGUGCAGGCCGUCAUAGCGAUACACUUCAACGAGCGCAAGACUCAGCUGUACUCGGCCAUACACGACAGGAUCACCAGGUCCACGUCGGGAAAUCCAAUAUACGCGCAGAUAGGCGACCAGGAGCUGGAGUUUUUGGUCAACUAA